Messenger RNA from Seminavis robusta, 318 nucleotides. The record is from the annotation of a GenBank genome assembly. Lineage: Eukaryota; Bacillariophyta; Bacillariophyceae; Naviculales; Naviculaceae.
AUGGCUGAGCCUUCCCAUGCCCGCCUCGGCGUUGACAGCAUCACGCGGCCCAACCAACGCCUAGUGUUUGCUGGAAUGCCCGUUAUUGUCCCUUGGCCAUUUGGGGCCCCCUUCCCGUUGGAUCUGGAUUUCUUGGCUGAUGCAUUUGAGGUCCCGGAUGCGGUCCCCCCGCUCCAGCGGCUCUGGCUCGACACGGUCCACUACAACUUCUUGUACAACGAAGGCUUCUCGGUGACUGUGGAAGGGGGACCCCUCUUCCAUGUUCCCUUUAUUGAGGAAGACUUCACCGCAGCCAACCCCCCCUGGUUCCUCAUGUGA